Maudiozyma saulgeensis is the source of this 2058-nucleotide messenger RNA. Lineage: Eukaryota; Fungi; Ascomycota; Saccharomycetes; Saccharomycetales; Saccharomycetaceae. The record is from the annotation of a GenBank genome assembly.
AUGAAUUACUUAGAACCUAAUUUCGAUCCAAAGGAAUCGAAAGUUUCAGAGUUGAGAAGAAUCCUUGCGGAAAACAAUGUCGGAUAUCCAUCUAAGGCCAAGAAAUCUGUCCUAAUUAAGCUAUUUGACACUUCUGUCAAACCCAAGGUUGGAGAUUUGAGGAAAAGACAAAGUGUUGGACCAAGUUCUGAAGGCAUCGAAAAAGUUAAAACUAAAAACGGUAUGAAAGUUAAAUCCCCAAAGAAGAGGAAGAGAAGUAGAGAUGCAAGAUUAAAGGAAGAACAAGAACAAGAAGAUUCUCUUAAGAAAGGAGAAAGAGAAGAAUUUUCCAUUGAUAUUGUUGAUAUCGACGGUGACAUCAAGAUGGAGCUUUCGCCAAGAAAAUCACCAACAAAAUCAAAAAAGACAACAGAUACUUCUGAUGAGAGUUCCAAAAAGAAGAAAAGAAGAAAAAAUCAGAAAAAGAGUCAAGAUGGAAAUCACUCGAAGACUGACAUUACUAAUUCUCCAGAAAAAUCUUUAAUAAUUGAAAAAUUUGAGAGCAAUUCGACUUCUUCUGAUUCUUUAAAUACAACCUUUAACCAGUUUGCUGAAAAUGAGGAAAAGAAUAUUUUCAAAAGUGAAAAUGAUUCAAAAUCCACCAAGACUUCUCGCAGAACACAAGCACCAGAUAUUACCAAAUUAAUUGUUUCUGAAGAAUUCAAGUCUAAAUUGGAGGAUGCCAUGGCAGCCCAAGAUUCACAAGAUUCAGAAAGUAUUCCUGUUGAAGUUAAGUCCGAGGAAGAACAAUCUCCAGCUGAAGCUAAAUCGGAUGUUGAACAAGUCCCAGUUGAUAUCAAAUCUGAAGAAGAAGAAAUUCCUGUUGACGUUAAGAUUGAUAACGCUACUGAGUCAGUUGAAGAUGUAACAAAGGACAUAAUUGCAACCAAUGACAAUAGCGAAAGUAAGCAAGGCAAAAAACCUAAAGGAAAGAAGUGCUUAAAAGCUGCCCUAAAAUUGAUUUCCAAAAGUUUGUAUUUUUCAGCAGUAGCUUCUGCGGUUUUGCUUUCUGUUUGGGGUCGUGAACAAAGAAUCCAAGUUGGAUUUUGUGGAAAUGAACUCGCAUUAAAAUCUAUUGCAGGUCGUUUCCCAGAGAACCAUACCUUUCAACUUAUCGAUCAGUAUUUAGAAAAGACUAUGAAACCAGAUUGUUUACCAUGUCCAGAGAAUGCCGUAUGUUCAUCAAAAUUACAAAUGGAAUGUGUAGACGGUUUUAACUAUGCACAAUCACCAUUUUCGUUGGGUGGAUUAAUACCAAUUCCAGGUAAAUGUAUUCCUGACGACUCUGAGGAGAGAGCGUUUACCAAGGUGGUCGAUUACAUCAUGAAAUAUUUGAGAAAUAAAAAUACCGCUGUUGAAUGUGGCAAUGGUGAAAACGAUAUGGCAAGUGGUAUUUCCGAGGAAGAACUAUAUGAGUACGUUUUUGAAGAUAUCUCUGAAGAAUUUGAAUUAUCAAAAGAAAAGAUUAGUCAACUAUGGUCCGUUGCCCUUGAGAAAAUCAAUGACUUCCCAGAAGUUAAGCGUUUUUUAGUUAACGAGGAAGCUGAAAAUGAUGCGGAACAAGAAAAUUCUUCUAAAAAGGUUGGAUUUUUACGUUCUAAUUCUAGAAAGGGAUUGUCUCUAAAAUGCUUGUAUGAUCAUGAAUUUAAGAAAUUCUAUUUCGAAUACCUACUAAUAAUCUGGGGUGUAAUUGGUACUUUAUUCUCUUCAUUCUUGUUAAAAAGAUCAUGGGAGAAAAAUAGUGAGAAAAAUGCAGAGGUCGAUACUUACGUUAAAAGAGCUGCUGAUAUUUUGAAAAAGAAUGCCCAAUCUAAUGAAGAUGUUCCAUUUUUACAUACUUUACAACUUAAGGAAGAGAUAUUAUCUGAUAUUACUGAUCUAAAUAAAAAGAACCAAAUAUGGGAUCAACUUAUCGGAAAACUUGAAGAGGACAAUACCAAUAUUUCUUCGUCCCAAACCGAGAUUCAAGGUGAAAUACUUAAGUGUUGGACUUGGAUCGGUGAUGUUGACAUGGAAUAA